UAUCUCAAUAACUUUCACAUGACAGUGAACUGCUCAGGAAUAAUUUUUCUGAAGUUGUGACACAGUUGUGACACUUCGAAAUAAACGAUUCUUUGCAGUAGUUUACAGCCUGAGUUUGCAAUGUGCAAAGCGCGCUCGCAGUUUAGUAUCUCGGGGGCGCGCAUGGCUAUAUCCUGUGACUGAAAGCAUCCCGACUUCAUUCACCCCGGAGAUCACAGGACCGCUGGGAACUGGCAUCAAACUCCUCCGAGCCGUAGAUCGGACCGUUUUUUUUUCUUAAUUCGUUCGUUGGUGCCAUUAUACUUUUCCUCAUUUCAUUCAGGACAGAACUGGUUAUUUUUGCAGUUUUCCUUUUAAAAUAUUGUAAAAAUUUGAAUGAUUUGCCCCCCACCUAAAGUGCCACGAUGUUCAACCGCUGCAGGACGCACAAAAGUGAUUUUGAACGGAUUUUACUGAGGACAAAAUGAUGGAUAUUAUUGGAUGUGUGAAUGUAAAAGAAAGGCUUUCAUAUUUCCAUUGGACUCCGGUUCGUUUGAUGCCAAAAGGAAGAGCUGCUGGACAUCAACUUUACCUCAAUCAGGUUUGAUUAUUUGAUGAGCUUUGAUGCUUCAGACUGGACAAAAGGCUGUAUGAGUUUUCCCCCUCAGCCAGCGUGCAUUGCGGUCACUUAUAUUUUGGAAAUCACCUGCAGUGACUCCCACUGAAUGCAUGAGCGGGACUCUACUCCUAAUUCUAAUCACUUCAUUUCGAAUUUAAACGCCAUCUCAAGUUUUAGACGCGCUCUUUCAGUGAGGUCGUGCUGGUGGCUAGUUCUCCCGAGGGAUGUUUCUGGGCUCCCGAGAACAGGGAGCGACAGCCCGGCUCCUGCAGUGGACUUUCGCCUCGUCCUGGUGCCUCUGCAGCGGAUCUGAGAGGAGAUGAGAGCUACGGUAUACCACCUCCUCGUCGGCUGCCUCUGCCUGUUACGCACCGCUGCUGAGGAGUCUCCUCUCCCCCGGGAGCUGUUGGAGCGCCUCUCCCGCAGCGAGAUCCGCAGCAUCAGCGACCUCCAGCGGCUGCUAGAGAUAGACUCCGUAGAGAACGAGGUGAUCGAGGAGACCAAACAUAGCUACCACAAGGACUUUUCUCACAGCUUCCCCGACCUGAAGAAAGCACACACACACACCAGACGCAGGAGGAGCACUGUGGUGGAAGAGGCCUUGCCGGCAUCGUGUAAGGUGCGUACAACAAUCUAUGAGAUCCCCAGGAGCCAGGUGGAUCCCACCUCAGCCAACUUUAUCAUCUGGCCGCCCUGCGUCGAGGUGAAACGUUGCACCGGCUGCUGCAACACCAGCAACAUGAGAUGCCAAGCGGCCCGCAAACACCACCGCACAGUCAAGGUGGCGAAGGUGGAGUAUGUGCGGCGGCGGCCCAAGCUGAGGGAGGUGCAGGUGAGGCUGGAGGAUCACCUGGAGUGCAUGUGCACCAACAAACGGCACAUCAGCCCAAACUCAGACACAGACAAUGGCAUCAGGUGAAAAGAGAUGGACGGAUGGAGGACAAGAGGAGGACGACCUGAACUUUCAGCCACUAACAUCUCCACCACACCACCUGCCAUCAAGUGACUGAAAGGUUUGAUGGAGUGUAUUUGGACCUUUUGGAGGUUUAAUGGAGGAUAACUGACUUGUAUGAACUCUAACUUUACUUUGAAAGGUUUGUUAAAAAAACUGAGAGCAACAAGCUGCCAGAACGAGAAACGGACUGUGAUUCCUCGAUGGAGAAAGGAAGCGAUUAGAUGCUGAGGUGAGGUGGAUUCUGGGAUAUCGAAGGACUUAUUGUCUGCGUCUUGUUCCUCCACCGGAUUUUAAACCGCUCAGCGUCUCGGAUUAUAAACUGGGUGGAAUCAUUUCUAGAAACAGUGAGCAGGAUUAGGUUUUUUGUACUUCAAGAUUUACUCAGCAAAACACUCACACGCACAUGUGCACGUAUAUCCUCUUAUUUUUGUAACCUCUCAUUUUCUAUUGCUGUCUGUUUGUAUUUCUGGUAUGUUAUCUGCUUAAAGAAUGGAGUGAAUAAAACUCUCCUGACAUGUUACUGAUACUAAUAAACUAUUUAUAUGAAAACAAAGCGAGCCCGGUGAUCAGGAAACAGCUUUUAUAGAAACUGGUUUCUCACAAAAUGCUUAUCAGAGCGACUGAAGGAUUUAAAAUAUCUAAACGUGGAA
Messenger RNA from Centropristis striata (black sea bass), 2203 nucleotides. RefSeq names its product platelet-derived growth factor subunit A-like. Gene Ontology annotation, cellular component: membrane. The record is from RefSeq and is a predicted model, not a curated record. Gene Ontology annotation, biological process: positive regulation of cell migration; positive regulation of cell population proliferation; positive regulation of protein autophosphorylation. Gene Ontology annotation, molecular function: growth factor activity; platelet-derived growth factor receptor binding. The transcript is spliced from 6 exons. The coding region runs from base 918 to 1517 and encodes 199 amino acids. Lineage: Eukaryota; Metazoa; Chordata; Actinopteri; Perciformes; Serranidae.